GGUUUGUGCCAUAAGGUAGGGAGCGGCCCCCGCCUCUUUCCGCGCUCUCCGGAGCGGCGCGCGAGCUGCACCACUUCUGUUCGCUAUGUGUCCACCGGCAGCACGCGCUCUCCCUGCGCUCCUGCUCGCGCUCUGCGCCCUGAGCCCGAUGCUCACAGCAUUUAAACCACUCCAUCCACGCAAUGUGAAGCUUACGUCAGUGGAGAAAGGCUUAAAGGUGACAUGGGACCCACCUAACGAGCUGGAUGGUCGGCCAGUGGAUCGAUACAGUAUUGGCUAUGGCAAGUCUAUGAGGUCUCUGCGCUUCAUCAAGGUGGACAAGGACCGCCGCUCCGAGGUACUAGAGGACGUAGAGCCUGGAGUCCUGCAUUUUCUCAAGAUCAGUUCUGAGAAUGAGGAUGGAAUGAGUAAACCAGUCUACAGAGCAGAAACUCCAGGAGGUGGGGAAUUGGUAAAGCUGGAUGGCUUUGCUGUUGAAGGAGGAUCUUCUGCAAACACCUCCGCACCAGGUAGGAGGUCAUCUGAGCGCUCCUCUAAGAUAAGCCCUCACACUCCAGUUCAGAGAUCAGGGGUGUUACGGCAGAGAGCCCCUCAGUCCUCCUCAGGCCCUGAAGCUCCACGCAGAGGAGGAUACCUGCCCAUUCGCUCUCAAAACAAACAUAGGGUGGACCUCAGUCAGCCUCAAGCUGACCAGCGCAAUGCUAACAAACCUAAACUAGCUUCUGAGUCCAUCUAUGUGGUAUCACUGCAGGCACAGAAAGCCCCACAGAGGACUGUACCAGCAAGCAAGACUGUCAAUACCGAAAGCCCUCCUCCAGAGCAUGAUGAAGUAGAGGAGGUGGAAGACGUCACAGUGAGGAUACUGUCUCCCCAGUCUGUUGUAAUCACAUGGGUGGAUCCACUUGUCAAGAAACAGAAAAGUUUCCCUGAAGGUACCAGGCAAUACACUGUCAGAUAUAGAGAGAAGGGAGAGUCAGCUCGGUGGGAAUAUAAGGAGACCUCACAGAAGCGGCUCGUGAUUGAGAAGCUGUCUGCCGAUGGAAUGUAUGAAUUCUCUGUUCGAAUCACUCAAGGUGACCAACAAGGAAAAUGGAGUGUAUCUGUAUUCCAGAGGACCCCAGAAUCAGCACCCGCUGGCCCUCCUGAGAACUUUGAAGUGAAACCACUUAGAGGGAAAGGCACAGCCGUCACUGCAACAUGGGAUCCACCUGAUGAACCCAAUGGUAAAAUCAGAGAAUAUAUUCUGUCCUAUGCGCCAGCCCUGAAACCCUUCGGAGCAAAAUCAGUAACAUAUCGUGGCACUACUACAUCGGCCACCAUAGAUGGGCUUACACCUGGUGAUCGCUACAUCUUCAAAAUUCGAGCAGCUAACAGAAAAGGACAAGGACCACAGUCUAAAACCUUGAGUGUUGGAAUGCCAGGAACCAGCACUACUGCCUCACGGCAUUCUACUCAGUCCAGGAGCUCCUCCAGAACAUCUGUAUAUGAUGACUUAGAGGAUCAAGAUACAGAUGACACAGAAAUAUCUCAUACCCAUACCACUACUUCUCCACCCACAAACAAGAAAUCUCGCCCGCUUUCUCAAACACGGUCUUAUCACAGCAUUUUUUCAAAACUAAGGGGCUCGGUAAGAAAUUCAGGCUCUGGAACAACCAGUGAUAAAGAAGGAGAUGAAGAAGACACACCAACAGACACUCCAAAAGAAGAUGAAGCAACCGCAAAUGAAGCUGUUGAGGAUACGCAACCUGAAAGUACUAACAAUGCUCCAUCAAGAACUGAACAUAAAGUUUCACCAGGAGCUAAGGAAUCAAGCUCUGUUCUUAAAAGUUCAUUACCCAAAACACAUUCCUUCCCUCCAAUUUCCAAAGAGGGCCAUCACCAAUCUCAGUCACUGACACCUCGAACAUCCUCUGUUGUCAAUGGCAACCGUGUAAGACAGCCACCCUCAAGUACCUCCUGGUCACGGAAAAGGAAUCAGAAUGGAGCAUCCUCUAGUUUACCCAACAGCCAAGACCCUGUAGUCUCAAAGAAUGUCCACACUAGCUUAUAUCCUGAAGGCAAAGUCAGUAGUACAGUAGCAAAAGCAUCCACCCCAUCACCUCAGGAAACCAAGACAGAAACAGACAGAGAGUCAUCAUCAUCAUUGUCAUCAGCUGGGACAAGCAGAAUUUCUAACCCAAUAAGUCAUGGUAGCACGUCAGGACCUGCUCCUGUUUAUCCAAAUGGCAGAAGAGUAGGUCACAGUAAAGGUCACAGAUAUCAGACAGGAAGACAAAAAACAGCUUUAACCUCAUCUGCUUUAUCACAAUCUUCAACAGUUUCCAGUACUGACGAUAGGGAUACAAAACAUAACAGUAGAAAUGAUCCUAAAGUAAAGAUUCAAUAUACCACUACUCUUCCCCCUUCAAUCAAAGAAGAGAAUACACAGGAUGUUGGUAACAAUAAUUAUAAAGACAAGGCUGUUAACAGUUAUUUGCCUUCAUCUCAGGUUCCUUCUACAGCGAGUCCAGGACAUGGUUCCUCCUUGUCUAACAGAAAUUCCAGGAUAGUAUUUGGAAGUAGUCAUAGAAAAGAUGGCAGGAUCCCAUGGAGCAGGACUGCUUCUUCUGUAGGAGCAGGUAGGCCAGUUCUGAGAGGAAUACCCUCCAAUCCAACAGCCUCAGGAGAGCAUGCCAGUGGUAAAGACAAAACCUCCCCAACAACCUACACCACAAAGCAUUUGGUUGACUCUAACCUUGCAAAACCCACUGUAAAGAGCAGACAAGAAGCUGCAAGCAACGCACAGACAACCUCUAAUGAUCACAAAGAAGACACAAUGUCAGGCAAUGAUCACAAACAUGAUUACCUCUCUGAGGUCAACAAAGAAACCCAUGAGAUAAAGAAUUCUGCACCAACUGUUUCCCCCCAAAAAAUUGCCUCUGAUGUUAAACAGAUUCAGCGGUCUGGUCAAACGUCUGACAACAGCUCUCACACAUCCUAUAUGACUCUCAAUAGACUUGGUCUGGGUUCCAAUGGAAAGGUUCGCUCUGCUCUCCUAGCCAGUCGCCUGAAUGAGUUAAGGUUGCGUGGUAGGUUACAGACAGUACAAAAUACACAACUGGGCUCUGCUGCUAAACAAAACUCCUCGUCAUCAUCUGUUUCGGCUUCUUCGUCUUCUUCUGCCUCCCAGACCACGGAACACAAAGCUUCACCUCCAGAUCAAGGCACAGGUGCUAGCCAAAAUGCUAAUGUUAGAUCAACUGUGGGAUUGGUCUCACGCUCAUCCAUGAAGCAACCUGCUGGUGGUGACACACCAAAUGAUUUCAAGACCUCUUUAACAGCUCCAGCUCGAAAUCCAGUGGUGAGAUCACGCUAUCCAAGCAGAUCUGACAAAAAUUCAAGAGGAAAAACCCCAGUCGCCUUACACAAACCUAGUUAUGGGCAAGGCAAGAAUGGGCGACCAAAUCUUACAGCAACAAAUGGCAAAAUUGUGUCUACAUCAAAUGAAAAUACAAAAGGAAACGGAGUCAAAUAUAUUACAGGCCCCGAUGGAACCAGAUGGGUUGUAGAUUUGGAUAAAGGAGUCCUGAUGAAUGAAGAGGGAAAGGUUUUGCAGGAUUCUAGAGGCCGGCCCAGGAAAGUAGUCAUUGGAGAAGAUGGAAAAACUAUCUUUGAUGAGGAGGGUACCCCGUUAGUAAACCAGGAUGGUAUGGCUUUGUUUGGUCAUGGGAGGGACAGUCGACCUGUGGUUAACCCCAAAGAUAAGUACCUAACUGUUGGAGGGAAGCCACUGGUGGGCCUGGAUCGUCCGACACCCAGUACUACGACCACAACAACCACAACCACAACCACAACUGCGACUACAACCACAACCACCACUACAACCACUGCUGAACCAACAACAACAGAAAUUACUACUCCAGAGUACACAACUGACGCAUUGCCUACCUGUCCCCCUGGAACAUUUGCAAAGCUGGAUAAGAAUGGGAAUCCUAUGGUGGAUGAUUAUGGAAUACUGGACUGCUACCCAAGUGAUGAAUUUUGGAUGGAGACCACCAUGAUCCCUACCACCACUCAGCUGCCCCCUACUACUCAUUCCCCAACAACUGAGUUCCGCUUAUUUAACAACAGCCCAUCAUCUGAGUUUGAUGCUACCGGCAAGAAACGCUUCACAGCUCCGUAUGUGAAUUACAUCCAGAAGGAUCCUGGUGCUCCAUGUUCGCUGACCGAGGCACUAGAGUAUCUGCAGGUGGAUGUGCUGGCUAACCUCAUUGAAAAAGACAGUGCUAUAGCUAGCCAAAAGCAGCCACCCAAAUACAAGCCACACAACAUCACUGUGAUUGCCAUGGAAGGAUGUCACUCAUUUGUUAUUUUGGACUGGGCUCGCCCAUUGAAGGAUGACAUGGUGUCAGGGUACAUGGUGCAUAGUGCCUCCUAUGAUGAUGUCCUAAACAACAGAUGGUCAUCUAGUCUCUCAUCUGGCACACACCUUGCUGUGGAGAACCUCAAGCCAAACUCCAGGUAUUACUUCAGAGUUCAAGCAAAGAAUGUUUUUGGUCUGGGGCCGAUCAGCGAAACAAUAAGUUAUGUUACGGAAUCAGAUGACCCCCUUCUAAUAGAGAGACCCCCAGGUGGCGAGCCUAUUUGGAUACCUUUUUCCUUUAGGUACAACCCUGCCCACAGUUCCUGUAAAGGAAGUCAAUUUGUCAAGCGUACCUGGUACAGGAAGUUUGUGGGUGUGGUCCUGUGCAACUCACUGCGCUACAAGAUCUUUAUGGGAGAUGGACUGAAGGAAACGUUCUACAGUAUUGCUGAUUCUUUUGGCAAUGGAGAAGACCAUUGUCAGUUUGUAGACUCACAUAUGGAUGGAAGAACAGGACCACAAACCCUUUCCACUUACCUACCCCAAGCUCAAGGUUACUAUCGCUCAUAUAGGCAAGAGCCUGUAAAUUUUGGGUCCAUCGGCAGACGUACGCCUCAUCAGUUUGUGGGCUGGUAUGAGUGUGGGGUCCCAAUCCCUGGGAAAUGGUAACAGAGGACAUUCUGAAUGCCAGUUAUCACUGGCAGCUACAUUUCAUCCUACUUCAACCUCUCUGUUUGCCAAGUCAAUAAAUGAACUUUUGCCAACCGCAGCAACUACAGCCUAAACCAACAUACGGUUUCUCUCCGAGAGGAUAUAAUACUUAAAGUAACAUUUUUUAUUAUAACUGUUCCAAUAUCAAGCACUUUUUAAAAGCGGUCUGUAUAUAAGGAAAUACAAGCAUGUGUGUUCAAAUUAUUAACAACAUUAUCAGGAACAUUGUAUCCUGAAUAAUUGUCAGUGACAAUGGCUGUGAUGGCUUCUUAUUACUGCUUGUAAUAUUAAGUAGUUUGAUACAAACCACAAGCCUUACAAUUGCAAUGACUUAUACAAUAAUGAUGUAACAAAUUGUCUGUGAUUAUUUUUUGGGUAAUAACUUUUGCAAAUUUUGUACUCAUGUUUUCUAUCCUCUUAUCUUGGAUGGCAGUUGGCUUAGAAAUAUUGCCCAUAUUAGGGCAGAUAAACAAAGGUAAUUUUAUUAUGCUCAGGAAAGGUCAAAUACUGAAUAAAGAUACAUGUACGUCGCUAAAGUUUUAUGUUACAUAGACAAAAUAAUGUUACCAUAUCAAAAUGUGAGCAAAAUACUACUUUAGUGAAGGGAAAUGUUCAUGUGGACGCUUGAUACAAUUAUAUGUCUGCAUGUUGCUGAUCAUCUAGCAUCUGACAUUUGCCAAAAUUACUGAUGUGUGUGUUUUGUACUCAUUACAUAAAUGAAUUAUCAAGUAAUUUGAACAAGUGGGAGAAAAGUUCACAAGUCGGUCAUUAACACAAUGAUGUUUAUAUGUUCUGGUUGUAUUGAACACACAAUAAUGAAAUGAUAAGGUUAUAACAUCAUCAUUAACGGCAAGUUGUUAAACUAAUAUUGCAAGUCAUUUAUUUUCACAUGUGCCCAAAUUGUAAGAAGAAUAGUAUAUAUUUAAUUUAUUAGAGAUUAAAAUGUAUUGAUAUUUAGCAGUAUAGGCAUCUCAAAUAAUAUCUCAAAUAUAUUUCAUACUGUCUAUAGACACCAUUUCUACCACAUACAGAAACAAUUUUCUAUAUUUACUCCCAUGCAAUCAUGUAGUUUAUGAAUUGUUUGAUAUUCAUACUUCUGUGUGGAAAAUAUUAUCUCAAGGACCAGCAGUUUGUUAACUCGUAAGUCAAAAACAUUUGUGUUUUACAUGGAAUUUUGGGAAAAUAUGUAUCCAGCAGUUCAUACAAAGGGGAAAUCGGAGGUUAACUAGCUCAAUCAUCUUUUUUUUGGACAGCCGUUGUUUCCGUUGGUUUUGGUGACAGUAAUUGUUUUGUUUCAAGGAUGGGCCAUAGAAAAAUGGAGCAUAUUUUGCACUAAUUUCAACUCCAGAAUAAAGACAUGCUCCAGAGGUAAUCUGUUUCUUAUCCCGCUUUGUUUAAACAGGUUGUCUGGGACCAUAUUGCUAUUAUGAAGCACAGCAUGGUUUGGAAUAGUUAACAACUUGUGUUACAUAAUACUACAUGUGCUGCUUGUCACUAUCAAUCAAUCCAUGUAAAAGAAAAAAAUACUGGAGAUAAUCACAUCAACCUCCAGUAAUGAAUAAAACCUCACGAUUCUA
Messenger RNA from Hemibagrus wyckioides, 6630 nucleotides. RefSeq names its product fibronectin type III domain containing 1 (gene fndc1). The record is from RefSeq and is a predicted model, not a curated record. Gene Ontology annotation, molecular function: protein binding. Bases 86 to 5011 code for a protein of 1641 amino acids. NCBI's taxonomy places the organism in Eukaryota, Metazoa, Chordata, Actinopteri, Siluriformes, Bagridae. The transcript has 22 exons.